AUGAGCGCAUGUCUUGUUGGAAGCUGGGCUAAGAUUCCGAAUGGAGAAGAUGGUCAUGAAAUGGCAGAAAACAUUUUCCUGAACAGGAAUAACAUCGCAUUGCUUCCAGUAGAAAAGAAUUACCUCUCUGAUUUUCGUGAAAAACACCCGGAGGUCAAAGCAGCCCUUGUCGAUGGAAUUGAGUACUUCGAUGAUCAAUAUUUUGGUACAGGAGAGUCGGAAGCCAUCUGCAUGGAUCCUCAGCAAAGAAUGUUGAUGCAAGGAGUUAUAAAAGGAUUGGAAAAUGCUGGAAUCACUCUUGAGAUGGCGUCUGAAGCGCGUGUCGCCGUCUACACUGCAGCGUGGUGCUAUGACUACAAAGACUUGCUCCCACCUGAUCAGUACAUGGCAACAGGAAAUUCGGCUAGUGUUAUGUGUGGGAGAAUCACCUACUUUCUGAAUUCGCGCGGAGCCGCCGUGGGAAUCGAAACUGCUUGCUCGUCUUCUCUCGUUGCUUUUCACCUUGCACGACAAGCAAUUCAAUCUGGAGAAACCAAGCUAGCGCUUGUCUGCGGAGCUAACCAUGUUGGUUCAAGAUCGUUUCACUCUCUCUACAACUCCCAUAUGGUUUCACCAAACGGUCGUCUUGCUGCGUUCGAUCGUUCUGCAAAUGGAUUUGUUAGAGCAGAAUCGUUUGCUGUGGCUGUUUUGUGCUCGAAACAGUUUGCCGAAGAAAAUAAUUUGCUCAUUCAUUGUGAAUGUGUUGGCUCAGCUUUUAAUAGUGACGGAAAAACACCGUCUUUAACCGCACCAAACCCGAUUUCGCAAUAUGAGGUUCAACUGGAAGCAUUAAAAAAUAUUGACAAGGAUAGCGUUCAACUAGUAACAUGUCACGGAACUGGAACCAAGCUUGGCGAUCAGGUAGAGCUUACAGCCAUCAAUAGAUCUUUCAAAUCGGAUAUUCGCGUGAUGAGUCCAAAAAGUUCAAUGGGUCAUGGAGAAGGAGCCGCUGGACUGAUUGGUGUGCUUCAAUCUCUUUAUUCAAUGCAGCACGGCAUAAUACCGAACCAGCUUCACCUUGAAUUGCCUUCGGAAGAUCUGGGAGAGGACAAAUCAAUGGGAUUUGUGAAUGAGGAAAUGGAGUUGAAUAGAGUUGCAAUUAGUUCUUACGGCUUCGGAGGAACAAAUGCAUGUGCUAUCAUUGAAAAACCAGAGAAACCUAGCCUUGUGCAAAAAGAGUCAUAUGCAGAGUCGAAUGUACUUUUCUUGUCUGCCAAGAGUCACGAAUCGCUGAAACUACAAAUCGAAGAGUACACACAAUUUAUGGCUCAAUCCGACUCUGCGAUGGAGGAUAUUUUGUAUACAGUCAAUGAGAGAAAAACAAAGUACGAUUUCCGUGCUGCAGUAUUUGGAAAGGACAACGAGGAAAUCGCCAGAAAACUGCAAGACGGAGAUUAUUCCCUAACAAAUCUCCAAGAAAGCACUUUCGAAGUAGAAUUUGGAGAGGGAAAUGAGAAGCUAUGGCUGCUCAGAAUGCUUUAUGAGAAAAACGAGACAUUCCAUUCCACAGUGGAUAAAUAUUGCAAGUUAGCAGAAACAUGCGGCUUUCCUGAAGCAAGAACAGCGCUUUUCUUUCCUUUCAAGCUCACUCUCACUCCACUCACUUACAAUGUUUCUCGUCUCAUAUCAAGUAUGGCUACAUUCGAGCUUCUUGUUCAGUAUAACACACUACCGAACAAACUGCGCGGAAAGGGGCUUGGCCAGAUUUUCUGUCUCGCGGUCGCCAAAGUAAUCACUUUUGAAAGUGCAGUUCAGCUUAUCAAAGGAGUCGUUGCGGAGGCUAAUCUGACUGAUAUUUUGGGGGAUAUUGAAUUGAAAUCUUCAAAAAUUCCAAUUGAAAUCCAACAUUUGAAGAGUACAAAGAAGAAAAUCCUUCCAAUUCAUAUAUCCGGAGAGCUAAAAGAGACUGCAAAGCCAAACCUUAUGACGUUUAUUGUGAAUGGAGAGGAAAUAUUGGAGCUAGAUCCUGUCAGAAAGGUUCAAAAACUGAUCUGCCAGCUAUUUGCUUGUGGGUUUGACCCAGCUGUCAAAUUCCGAGGAAGAAUCGUCAAAACUCCGACGUAUUCUUUCCUGAAGAGACAGUUUUGGCCAGAAGUCCAAACUGCAAUGACCACGAACAUUGUUGACGAGCAGACUAACAGCAGUCUUUCUGAUGCGGAAAUUGAGUCAACUGUUAGAACAAUUGUGAAACAGUUUUUGGAUAUCGAGGAAGACGAUAUUAAUUUACUUGAAACUGGAGCUGUGGAUUCUUUAACAUCAAUCGAAAUGGUUGAAGCAUUCGGAACUGCUGUCAAUCAAACAAUGCCUUUUGAUUUGCUCGAAGCUUAUCCGACAAUUCUGAACAUUGUUGAUUUUUUGAAAACUUUAGUAACGACUGUUCCAGUUACUAAAGCAACAACUUCGAUCCACAAGAAAACAUCCGAAUUAUCAACAUCUGAUAUCAAUGUAAUUGCAUGUGACUACCAAUUUGCUGGCGUGGAAGGAGAGAAAGAGCUCUGGGAUACAUUACUCACUUCCCGCCUGACGACUGGAAAGAUUUCUGAUAUUAGGAAAAAACAAUGUGAAGGAGAUGCUGGCUUGGAAGUUGGACUACUGAAACAAGAUAUUUCAAUGUUUGAUAAUUCAUUCUUUGCAAUUGCAAAAGAUGAAGCCGAAUUCUUAGAUCCUCAACACCGCUUGCUGCUUAACGCGGCGUACAAUGCAUUAGAGAAAUCGGGUUUAACGUCUAUUCCGGAUGCUGACUUGUUUUUAGCAAUCAGUGCUCACUCUGAAUACCGAGCAUUAGCCGAGAAGCAUAUAAACGAGCUUGACGAACGACUCUGGAUGGGCACUGUUCAUAGUAUGGUUGCUGGAAGACUUGCAGUGCUGAUGGGAAUUCGUGGUCGAGCUAUGAUAGUUGACACAACCUGUUCUUCGGUGGCAACUGCUCUUGAAAUGGCUGUGAAAUCAAUUAGAGAAGGUAGAAAGUUUGCCAUUGUCGCAACCAGCCAACUUAUCCAAUCUUCGAAAUGGUUGUAUUCUUUGAAAACAUUGUUAGACCAUCACAGCACAAAUUCUUUCUCGGUCGACGGAUCUGGGUUCUGUCGUUCAGAUGGUGUAGGCGUCAUAAUCCUAAAAACUGCUGAGAAAGGCGAUUCAGCUGUAAUCAAAAUUUCUAGUGCAAAAAGUCAUCAUUGUGGAGCGGUGAUGACUCCGGUGGUGAGCUCUAUUUCUCAGCUCCUCGAAGAAGCUGGCUCAUUUUCAUAUGUAGAAGGUCAUGGAACUGCCACUAGUGCGGGUGAUAGUGCGGAAUCAAUGGCUUAUCAAAAACUAGGAUCAGAGUUAAUCAUGUCGUCUGUAAAAGCGCAAUUCGGUCACUGUGAGGUAGCAUCAGGAUUGAUCCAACUCAUGAAGGUAUCUUCAAUUGGCAAGCAUGGAAUUAUUCCUUCAAUUGUUCAUAACAUCCUUCCAAGUGAACAUAUCAGAAACAACGAAAACAUUCGUCUCCCAUUUGUUGCCGAGGAGAAGCAGAUUGAUCGUUCAGCAAUUGUUUCAUUUGGAAUAACUGGAACCAAAACAGUAGUGACAACUGAACGCGUCAGCCAACUAAACGUGGACAAUAUUCAAAAUUGCUAUCUACUCCCGGUCAGCGCAAAAACAAAAGAUGGCCUGAAGAAGGCGUGCUUGUCAUUAAUUGAAAUGAUAGAUAAUAGUUGUGAAAGCCUAUAUGAUAUUUCAACAACACUUCAAAAACAGAAAACAAAUUUCAAAUGGAGGACAGCGGUUGUCGGGUCUAGCCACGCGGAUGUGGUGCUUAAAUUGAAACAAUUCCUGACCAGUGAACAUAAUACUAGUCUCACUAACUGGCAUAUUUCUACAUCACACCAUUCCAUUGGAUGCUCAACCUUUUUCCACAACAUCCCCGAAUUUGAAGAUCAUUAUUCCAUGUUUUGUCAUCGUCUCCGUUUUGAACCUCACUCUAACACAAACUCCAUCUAUCACUUGUUAGCAGUGGUUUAUGCACUAAUCAGAGUUAUAUUAAAGCACAAACUGACGAACUCUUUUGCAGUUGGUGGUUUCAAUAGCUUAAUCGUAUUGGCUGCUGUAGAUGCAGCUCCGUCUCACUACCUCAACGAUCUGCUUCACGCUUUUGCUAACGAUGAUGUGAGAAUGAUGAAGCGAAUUGCAAGAGAUGUCACUAUCAGUAUUGAAAACGUUAAACUGUUGAAUUUAAAUGGAGAACCUAUUACAACCGCAAGACAAGCUGUUGAAGCGACAAUCGACCAGAAAGUUAAAAACGUUAGACUUCCAGAAACUACAUUAAUAUUGUCUCCGAGUCGAGCAUAUGAGUUUGCUAGUCAACUAGAAACGAUCCAGGACUAUUAUAAACUGAUUGGAGAAAAAUUCACACAAGGUGGACAAGUAGAUUUUGCUGGCAUAUUUGGCACUCCAAUAAAACUGAUUGAUCUCCCUGAAUAUCCAUUCAAUAGAAAAUCAUUCUGGCUUCCGAUACCUGAUUCUGUUCCAUCAAAUGAAAAAGGAGAAAAACCGCUUAUACCAAAGUCUUAUGAAUUCCUUCUAAAGUCUCAAAAAUGGCAACAUGUUCAAAAUCACGUUGUCGACUCAAAAAUCGUUCUUCCCGGAGCAACAUCUAUUAGACUGGUGCAUCAGCUCAAUGGAAAGCCUACAGUAGAAUUGAGUAACAUUGACUUUUUGAACAAAAUCACGCCGUCUGAAGCGCCGAGUGUAGUGAAGAUAGAGGAGCAGGAUGGUUUGGAAAAACUUGUUUUUGGAGAAACUGAUGCAAUUAGUUUCAAAUUGACGGAGCUUCAGAAUUUCAAUCCUAUUCCCAACGAGCGAUUAAAUGCGGAAGUUCAUCACACCGAUAAUAUUUACGAACGGUUUGCCAACAGCCAUCUCACAUACCGGAACGAGUUCCAAAUGGUUGACUCUUUGAAAUACACAAUGGGAAAAGGAGAAGUAAGAUUUGUUUCAAUGAAGGAUCUAGAUAUUCUUAUCGAUGGCACGCUUCAAGCUAUUGUCGGGUGUUAUUUCUUCGAAAAUACCAAUGACAAUUCUCCAUUUGUUCCAUUUACUAUUGAUCAACUCUCGAUUCUCAAUGGUGACAUAUCACAAAAACAAUUACAUGCAGUUCUGAAGUAUGAUUCAUCCGGAAAUUUUAUAAAUGGCGAUGCUACGGUAUAUGAUGCACUCGGAAAUAUAAUUUUGCACAUAUCAAAUGUUACAUUCAAACGGCUCAAUGGACAAUCAGCUCCUUCACUGACUUCUAAAACAGUUGAUUCAUCGAAAAUUACAAAGAAAGUCGAAAAUGAAGAUCAAAAACGUGCAUCGAAGAACAUGCUACAUGUGUGGUUUGAAGAAAACUUUGGAUGGACCGAUAUUGACAAUACUACCGGCUUUUUUGAUCUGGGAUUAACGUCUAUACAAGCUGUGAAACUGAGAAAUGCAAUUAAAUCAAACUAUCCAAAUGCUUCAUCAACGUGUGUAUUUGACUAUCCCAGCAUUGAUCUUCUCUCCGGAUAUCUUUCAACAUUGAAUGAUCCACAAGUAACAGAAACAUCUACUGGAGAAGAUGAUAUUCAGAAAGAUUUGACGGAAGAUCAUAAGCCAACUCGUCUAGCUGAAAAUCCUAUUGGUGUUAUGGCAGCUGCUUGUCGUCUACCUGGAGGAGUGUCAUCACCAUCAGAACUUUGGGAGUUGCUGAAAAUUGGAAAGAAUGCUUCUUCAAGAAUACCUGCCACCAGAGUACCAACAAGAAAUACUUUGAUAUCAGGCUCAAAAUAUGGAAAUCCUGUGGAAGGAGGAAACUUCAUUACCCAAGAUGUCACUCAGUUCGACCCCUCAUUUUUCAAAAUUUCAAAAAGUGAAGCAGAAUUGAUUGACCCACAACAAAGAUUGCUGCUGGAAUGUGUUCAAGAAUGCUUGGAAAACAGCGGUGUUAUUGAAACGAGCAACGUUGGAGUGUUUGUAGGAUUGAUGGAAAAAGAGUAUCAGGAUAUGAUGGAGUCAUCUUCAAUUUUGGCAAUGUUGGGCUCAAUGGCAGCUGUGAUUGCAGGGCGUGUGAAUUACAUUUUUGGUUGUUAUGGACCAUCUGUUACAAUUGACACCGCCUGCAGUUCUUCAUUAGUGGCUCUGGAGAUGGCAAUCAAUGCUCUUCUCGACAACCGAUGUUCAAAAGUCAUUGUUGCUGGUGUGAAUUUAAUCUUAAAUGAGAAAGGACAAGGGCUGCGUACAAACGGGAAAAUGCUAUCCCAACACGGAAUGUCACUGAGUUUCGACUCUCGUGCAUCUGGUUAUGGACGAUCCGACGGUUGUGUUGUUUUGAUGUUAGAGCUCGCAAAACCCAAUUUCCAUUACAUGUCAACCAUCCAAUCUGUAAACGUUAAUCAUGGCGGUAGAAGUGUUUCACUUACUGCUCCAAAUGGUGUUGCUCACAAAAUGCUCCUCACUUCGGUUAUCAACCAAAGCCCAUCACUUGCUAUUGAUUAUUGGGAAGCUCACGGAACAGGCACCCCUCUGGGCGAUCCAAUCGAAUUCAAUACAUUAUCUUCUAUUCUACAAAACAUCAUUAUCGGAUCCGUAAAGGCAUCAUUAGGCCAUGGCGAAGCAUCGGCUGGCACCUGCGGGUUACUGAAACUAUUUUUGAUGCUAACAUAUCAAUAUGUUCCAACUCUUAUUCACUUCCAUGUGCUUAAUAAGGAUAUCAAUGCUGGAAGCAUUCGUCUCCCUAUCAUUGGAGAAGAUUCCGAACUCGUCUCUGCUGGUAUUAGUUCUUUUGGGGUCAGUGGAACUAACGCGGCGGCAAUUGCUUUUAAUGAUAAUAACAAAUUGGAGCCAUACAUUCCAAUUCACAAAUACUACAUUCUUCCAAUAUCUGCCAAAAAUCAAAUUUCUCUUGACAAUUUAGAGAAACAAAUUUUGUCGGUGAUCCCACUGACAGAUGUUCCGAUCUGCAAUAUUGCUAGCGCAUUGGCCAACAACCGAUCUCAUUUCACAAUAAGAAAUGCACUGAUUGUUUCCAACUCUGGCAUUGUCAAUUCAAAAAUGGAAGGUAAACCACAUCGAGUUGCGAAGAAGGACAGAUAUCAUGUGAAACUUUGUGAUUCGCUCUUGGAUGCAAGUCUGCUGCAAUACGACGUUAUCAAUGAAACCUACACAGUUGCGUCGUUGAAAAACCCACAAUCAUUUGCUAUGAAAUUUGCGAUAAUCAAAUUUUUGACUUCUCUUUCCGAGUAUAUAGAGAUAGUGGCAUCAGAUGGAGAAGAGCUUCUAGCUGUAUUACUGGCAAAUGGCUCUCUGAAAUGGGAAAACUUUAACAAAACCAUGAUAGAACUACCAAUUGGAAGUUUGCUAACUGAGUUCGCUGAUCAUGAUUUGAAUAGUACUACGUCAUCAUCGAUCAAAUCUUAUCAAACACAACCAGAAUCACAUAACCUUGAUAGUCCUAUGGAGCUAAUGAAAUUGAUUAUGAAACUUUACAUCACUGGAUAUGAUGUGGACUGGGCAACUGUAUAUUCCCCAGUAGAACAGUUUAUUGCUCUUCCGAACUACCAAUUCAAUAAGCAAACUCUGUGGUUUGAAGAGCGUUUAGAAAUAGUUGAUCACUACCUUAUCGGGACUAUUGAUGAGGAAUCUGAAGAUACGCUCAUUUUGAAAAAUCAAAUAUCCGAGUUAAGACACCCACAAUUCUUCAAAGGAAAACCUCUAGAUGUUGGUACCAUGUCAGAAAUUGCAAUCGAAGCUUUGAAGAUAAGAAAUGAGAUUCCAUUCUCCAUUCAAAAUUUGAAAACUGAGCUGAUAACACUUACGAAACCCGCAUGGCUCGAGACAAAUGUAACUAGAAAUGAAGAUGACGAAGGAUUCAAUGUCUCUGCAUAUAUAGACGGUCAACGAUUAUUCUCAUUGAAUGCAUCGUCGGUUGAAAUUCAAAAUAUCGAAGUUCCUGCUGUGGAAGUUCAAAUUCCAGAUAAAGUAGUCUAUUUGAAAGAAUGUCCGAAUGCAGUCAUUCGAAGACAUCGAAACAUGGUUUAUGUUGAUUCAAGAGCAGAACAGUCUCCAUUCCGCACGGCUAACAUAGUUCUAAACGAGAUUAUCGGAUUUGCUCCAACACCUUCUGACAUGUUUAUUGAAAUUCUCGGAGUACUUCCUUCAGUGCAUUACAUGGUUCAAGUGGAUGACGGAGCUCUGUGGCAAUUCCAGAUGAUUUCUCAAGAUAAGCGGGUCCUGUCCAAUAUCUACGUGCUCAAGGAUGCAAAGGGAUUGGAAAUUCCAACUAUCAGGAUGCACAAAAAAUCUACAUUGCUAUCUUCUCAAGAAGCCAGCAUUGUUGCAGCAAAAACUUUACAAAUGGCUGUCAGACACAAAGUUUGUCUUGCUGUCGGUGAUGUGAUAGAGUCUGGAUUAGACAUCGAUGAAAGUCAGUUGAGCACUGGAUUCUCGGAACUUGGAAUUGACUCCCUGGCAACAGUUGAUCUACUGAACAGACUCAAUCAAAAAUACUUCCCAGAGAUUGAGCUCACAACCAGCGAUUUGUUUGACAAUCCUAGCAUUAUUGACCUGUCUAUUAUGAUUGAGCAACUGUUAAACGAGAAAGGAAUCACAGAACCAUCUGAGCCGAACACGCCGAAGACAUCACUCCGUGGACGUAAACUGUCAAUCCCUGCAGUUCGAGCACAAGUGCUAGCUCAAAUUGAAUUUGUUGAAAAUUACAACUCAAAACAAAAAGAAGUACAAGCUGAAGCGCCAUCUAGUUCCUCGGAAUGUUCAAAUCACCUUGAAGAAUCUGACGCCACAGUUGACAGAACCGAGAUCCGACGAAAAGUUUCGUUAGCUGUUUUUGAUCUGGCCACUGAAACACUGUCUGCAGAAGAUUUACAGUCAAAAGGUUUCACUGAAUUGGGAAUGGACUCUCUGUCGAUUGUUGACUUUGUUAAUAGACUGAACGACAAAUACUUCCCGGACGAUGAAAUCACUGCAAGUGAUAUUUUCGAUUAUCCAACUGUCGAUGAACUUUCUGAUCAUAUUGUCAGAAAGAAAAGUUCAUCGGUACCACCAGCCGCUUCAGAGAUUAUGAAGGAGACCAUGAACGGAAUUUCGACGUCUGUUGAUGCAGAGCAUACCAAAUUGGAAAAUCUCAGUCAAUCGUUUAUGCUGCUGGAAAAUCAGAAUUCGAUUAACCCCACUCUUAAAAUGAUUUGGUCAAAUCAAACAAUCAAGCUCGUGAAACCAUCUGAUGGGAAUUUCUUAUUUGAGCUUAAUGCAAAUGGAGGACAAGAAAAGGAGAUUCAAAAACAUUUUACUGGACCUAACAAUAUCAUUAUUGAUCUGAAAGGUUUUCAUGAAGGAUCUACUGAAACUUUGUACAUGUCUUUGCUGAAUUUAGUCAAAUCCAUUUCCAAACUCGAAAUCCAAUGCCGAUUUGGUGUAUCUCAAGAAUUUGGCCUUGGAAAUUCGAUCAGCAGGGCAUUCAUGAAAACGGUGGCCGCUGAAAAAAAUCCGCUCAUCAGUUUUGCUUGGUAUCAAAAUGUGCAACAAGUCAGUUUUGUGGACUCGGAUUCUCCAAUCACCGGAAACUGGCUUAUCACCGGAGGACUCAGUGGGAUUGGUUUAGAAAUUGGAAAGUUCAUUGCAAAUAAUGGAGCUGAAAAUGUGAUCUUGAUUAGCAGAAGGCAGCCAACUGCCAAAGCACUCAGAGAGUUUGAACACUGGAAAUCCAAGGUUCACACGAUCGCAGCAGACAUCAAUGACAAAGAAAAACUAAUUCGGGAGCUGACAAAGUUGAACGUGGGAAUCACUGGAAUUAUUCACUCUGCUGGUGUUCUGAAAGAUUCCAAGAUUGAAAGACAAAACAAAGAAUCAUUCAAUCAAGUGUUUACGCCAAAAGCGAAUGGUUUCCAUGUACUAGAAGAAAUUGAGAAGCACUUCAAUUAUAAGAUUGAAAACUUCAUCAUGAUGUCAUCGUUUACUGCAGCCUGUGGAAACGAAGGUCAAUUAAACUAUGGCGUCUCAAAUGCCUACUUGGAGUACCAAGUUCAACGUCGAAGGCGGCAAGGAAAAUCUGGAUGUGCAAUUCAGUGGGGUAACUGGAUUGAUACCGGUAUGGCAACUGAUGAAAACGUUCGAAAAUUCCUUGCAAAUCUUGGCUUCUUGGGUCAACACAACAAAGAUGCACUGAAAUAUCUGAGAGCUUGUAUUCUCACAAAACCUGAGCUGAUUAUGGUGGCUAAUAUUGAUUGGAAUGUGAUAUUGAAAAACCGAAAGGACUUGCCGAAAGAUCUUAUCAACACCGGAAUUCUUCCUUUCGAAGAUUUCACAGGGAAGAUGAAUGAAAGUGAAUUUCCUUUAUCUAAUGGGGACUUUGAAAAAGUGUCAAUGAACUUUUCUGUAGAAGAUGAGGAAGAAGUUUUGGAACUCAUUAAAGAAAAGGUGUCCAGUAUUUUGAUGUGUUCUCCAACCAAGUUGAAGAACAACAAGAACAUAAUGGAUAUGGGAUUAGAUUCCAAACUUAUUGUCGAAUUUCUCAACUUUAUUAAUUCAACUUUCAAGAUAUCCGUGAACCUCUCUGAUGCAUACAAUCACCCAACUCUCGAAAAGUUAGCCGCCCAUAUAUUUGAGCAAAUGACAAUUGUCGACCAUCCUGUGAACAGUGUCAAAAGUGAAGAAAUUUUCAAAUCGACAGAUUUUUGCCCAAUUUUCGGAAUUAACAUUUUCUUUGAUAACAAGAAUGACUUUGACAAAGCGAAAUCAACUGCUGUAAAACUACUUGAAAAUGGAGAACAAUUGCCGACAGCUGGAAAGUAUGCAGUAUCAGUAGUGGGAAAGUCGAUUAGGGAUGUUGUCUCAAAAAUCAAAGAAGCUGCUCCACAACAAAUAAAGUUAUGCCAGGAAUCUUCCAAAUGUGUUUUGAUGCUCACCGGUCAAGGCUCACAAUAUCCAAUGAUGGGAAGACAGCUAGUCGAAAACUAUGAAAUAUUUAGAACAACUCUUCAAUCUUGCUUGAAGAAAUGCGAUGAGUAUUUGCAAGGCGAUGUCAGUUUAUGGGAGAUUUUAUUCAACACAGACCACUACAAAUUGCUACAACUGACAAAACAUAUGCAGCCGAUAAUGUUCUGCUUUGGUUAUGCAACUGCGCAAUUGUGGCUUUCCCUCGGAAUUGUUCCGGAUUACUAUCUUGGACACAGUGUUGGAGAGCUUGUUGCUGGGGUUCUUGCUGGAAUAAUGUCCAUUGAAGAUGGCCUUCGUCUUAUUGUGGAACGUGGAAAAGCGAUGGAAAACAUUGCUGGAUUAGGUGCUCUUCUUGCUGUUCAACGAGAAAUCGCUGACGAAGUGCUUCGAAAAUUCAAAGUCAGCGUGGCAACAAUCAAUAGUCCAAAGCAAGUUGUAUUCGCAGGGACAAAAUCUGUACUUGAUGCGGCAUUGGCAUUUGUAAAGGGGCAAGGCAAACAAGCGACAUAUGUCAACCAGCAGUACCCCUUCCACUCUAACCUUAUCCAAGAGACUCAUCUCGUGUCCCUUCGCCAAUGCUUAGCGGACAUUAAAUUUAGCGCAGGGAGGACGCCGUUGGUAAGCAAUGUCACUGGCCAGAUUAUAAACACGUUUUCCGAAGCCUACAUCGUCAAACACACUGUAUCGGCAGUCAAAUUUGUGGAUUGCGUGGAGACGCUACAAGCUAAAGGGGUAACGGUUUGGAUCGAUGCUGGUUCAGCAGCUGUUUUGGCCACGUUUGUUAAGAGGAUUAUUCAGCCGACAGAGCUUUCAAAGCAUCGAAUUGUUCAAACAUGCAAAGAAAAAGAAUCAGAUGUGGAUAAUCUUGUUCAAGCUUGCUUGGAACUUGAACAAUCUGGCUUGCCAAUUUCAUGGACAACUUUGUAUGGAUGUGGCAGAAAUGCUGACGAGCGUCUCGUGGAAUUCCCAAUGACUCAUAAUGAUAUCAUUAAAAAUGAUGAGUUUGAAUUAUUAGAAGGACAUCAGUUAAAUGGAAAAAUCGUUGUGGCCGGUGCAUACCAAUUAUUCAAAAUUGACCAGCUGGUGAAAUUGAAAGCUGCUGGAAUGGAAUUAAUGUUGAAAAAUGUGAAAUUCCUCAAGCCGUGGUACAUUGAAGACAAUAGGGAAUAUCAAAUACAAUGGAAUUCCGACAUGACAAUUGAACUUAUAGUGAACUCUGUUAUAGUCUGCUCGCUGGAAGUUGAACCGCAAAACAGUGUGCUCAAAUUGGAAACUAUAAGCGAAAAUGAAAAGCCAUUCGAGGUUCAUGACUUCUAUGAGACACUUUUCCGGAAUGGCUUGCAAUAUGAUAGCGGGUUCAGAAGAAUAGAAUCAGCACGUCGGUCAGACAAACGAUGUUUUUCACAAAUCAAAUCUUCUCCGUUUGCCUGGCCACUCAUCGAUUCUGCCAUGCACUCUAUCACAGCAAGCGUCGUACCUCGUCGCCCGGAUUGCUACUUUUUGCCAGUUGCAAUGGGUUCGGUAACUAUGAAGGACACUAAUAGCUUUACAUUGCCAAAUCUUCAUGCUCAAACUGUGAUAACUUCUGAAACGGACAAGUUCAUUCAAGUCAAUGUUGCUUUACUUGCCGGAGACACGCCCAUUUGUGAAGUGCGAAAUAUGACAAUUGUUGUUCUGAAAACCGAACCAGUGCAUACAAGAAUUCCGAAUUCUAUCGAAACAGUAGAAACACCGCCGAAAUCGGAAAUCGAAAUAGUAGGCUUUGAUAUUUCUCUUCCCUAUAACCAGAUAAGCGAAAAUAGUGAGAAUUGGCAGCAUCUGAAAACUAAUACCGUAAAGCAAAAGCUGCAUAAUCGUUCCUUAAAACAAGAUCAUGCUCGUGUGGCUUUGCUUGACUCUGAUGCUCGGUAUUGGGAUCCCGAAUAUUUUGGGAUUCGCCCGAGUGAAGCUAAGUUUAUUGACCCUCAACAACGCUUACUUCUCUGCAGUGUAGCUAAGCUAUUGGAUUCUCUAUUGAUAACUAGCUUGACUAGCAACACAGGAGUUUUUAUCGGAUGCUCAGCUAAUGAAUUUUCUCAUAUUGUAUAUGCUUAUGGCUAUAAAGAUCCAAGAGCAGAGUGGAGUGGUGGGACUUCAAAUUCUGCUCUGGCAGGCCGAAUAGCCCACUGGCUUAAAUUAAAAGGCCCAGUUGUUACUUUGGAUACUGCUUGCUCUUCGUCAUUUUAUGCUUUGUCGGCUGCUUGCGAUGCUUUGAGAACAGGUCAGUGCGAGUAUGCAAUCGUUGGGACCGUCAAUCUAGUUAUGCAUGAAAUGACAACAGAUGUUCUACAAAACGCAAAAAUGACUGUUGACGAUUUUUGCAAAGCUUUUGAUGUGGAUGCAAAUGGCUAUAAAAGGUCAGAAGCUGUAUGUUCUAUGCUUCUUACAAAAAGUCCUAACAUCGAUAGUGUAGCAACUAUUACAAAUUAUGCAACUGGUCAUAAUGGUACUAGUUCUUCUCUAUUUACACCAAACGGCUUAUCGCAGUUGGAAGUUAUGCAAAGAGCUACCAACCCAUUAGAAAAAAUUCUUGAAAUUCAAACUCAUUGCACUGGUACUAAGCUCGGUGAUCCAAUUGAGAUCAAUGCAAUUUCUAAACUUGUAAGCUCAGCUUGCAAAAUAGGUAGUGUUAAAUCCAAUAUUGGUCAUACAGAAGGCUCCAGUGGAUUGGUUUCACUUUGUUCUUCUUUAAUGAGUUUUCGCUCAAAGUAUCGUGUUGCCCAGCUUCAUCUUAAAUGCCCAACUAAUAGUAUCAAAACCAACAAAAUGAUAUGUAGAUUUAUUGGCGAAGAUGCUGAUGAAAAUAAUUCAAUUCUCAUCAACAAUUUUGGAUUCACUGGCUCAAAUUGCUCAGUUGUUCUGAAGCCGAAAAAUGCGAUUUCAGAACAUUUCGUGUCUUCAGAAGUUUUCUAUCCUAUACUUUUGUCAUCUCACUCUGCCAAGUCACUACAAAAGUACGUCCAAGUGCUUUGCGAGUUUAUCAGCAAUUCAGCUAAAUCCUUGCAUGAUAUAAUGAUGAGUUUGUUCCAAAAAAAGAUUCACGUGCAUCGACAGUUUAUAAUUUUCAAUUUCAAGCGAAAAAUUGCUGUCACGAGUCUAGAUGGAUUUGUUGAAGUCCGUGACGAGCGAUUGGAGAAACUGAAACACCCAUGUUCAGUUUUCUUAAAGGAAGGAGUGGUACACUUUGACAAGGACAAGUCUUUCCAAAGAGUUGAUUUGCCGUCAAUUGUUUUCAACAACACUUUACACUGGGCCUUGGAUUCUUAUCGCGAUGAAAUUGAUAGACACGAGUCUCAACAAAUGAGUUUCAAGAACAUCUUCUACGAAAAAGUUCUAUUAGAAACUCCGAUGCCUCAACAAAACCCCAUAUCAAAAGUGGUUUGUAUUGGAAGAUUGGAUCUUAUUCCGAAAAUUGAAAUCGACGAAGUGUCAUCUUUUGCUAACGGGAUAAUUGUGUUCCAUCCAAUUUCAAAUAGUAUUUUUGAGUAUUUGAAGCUCGCGAAGGUAUGGAGUCUGAUAAGUCGCAACCAAAAUGUUUUUAUAAUUAUUUGUUGCUUCGAAAAUGGUACCUCUCAUACAGAAUGGACUGGAACAUUGAGAUCCCUCGCUUCGGAAAAGAUGAUUCCUUAUAAAUUUGUGUCGAUUGACAAAGUUGAUGCUCUAAAACUAGAAUUCAACCACGAAUACAUGUUUGAAGCGAUAUUUUACUCAAAAAGGGGGAGGUAUGUGGAAAGACUACGAAAAGUCAAUCCAACUUUUAAAUUCGCUCCACAAUAUGAGAAAUGUUUGAUUUCUGGUGGAACUGGCGGCAUUGGAAGUGCAAUAAUUAAUGAACUAAAGCCAAAAAGUUCAGUGAUUAUAACUAGGAAAAAUAUUGCAAGUGAAGAUGGGAAAACAUUCCUGAGCUCCGAUAUUACAAGACUUGAUAUCUCGCACAAAUUCAAUUACGUAUUCCAUCUUGCCGGUAUUGUAAACAAUUCACUUCAUGAAAAUGUCAAAAGGGAUUCCCUAGAUGAGAUGGUUUCCAUAAAACUACAAGGGGCAAAAAAUCUUAUGAAAUGUUGUGAUGAAACCAGCCAUUUCGUUUUCUCCUCAUCAAUUGCAAAUGUUCUGGGCUCAUAUGGACAGUCGAAUUACGCAUUUUCAAAUGGAUUGGUAACUUCGUUUUUGGAAACUAGUUCAACAAAAUCUACAAUUAUUCAUUGGGGACCUUGGAAAGAUGUGGGAAUGUUGGCUCAGCCAGAGCGGCGAGAAAUUGUGAAACAGAUCGAGUCAAAUGGUUGGAAACUACUUCCAAAUCAAGACGCAAUUUCUGUAUUCUAUACUCAAUUCAUGGAAACUCACGAGCAAAUAAUUGUUUUUGAUGGUGAUUUUGAUACGAUUGUAGCUCGACAGCCUCACCUACAAAAACUUUUAUCUGAAGUUGUCGAGAAGACCAAAGUGAAGGAAGAGAUCAAAAAGAAAUCACUGAAUUUUGAGGAAAUAUUUUUUGAAAUUGUUGGAAUCACUGAUAUUUCUUCGAAAUUGAAUAUUCCUUUCAUGGAUUUGGGCAUUGACUCGUUGUGCAUGGAAAAUCUCAGAUAUUCUUUGAACAAAAACUUUGAUCUCGAGUUAACUGUUUCUGAAAUGUUUGAGAAUGCAACUUAUCAAAAAUUGCAAACUUACGUCGAAACAUUGAGAAAAGCGAAACAUUCCGAAAGUUUAUCACAUGAUAGAGUUUCUUCUCAAGUGUCAAAUAAAGAAGAUGACACCCGUGUAGCGGUAAUUGGUUGGAGCGCUGAGUUUUCCGGAUCCUCAAAUAUACAUGAAUAUUGGGAAAAUUUGAUGGAUGGUAUAUGCUCAACAGGAAACAAUAAAUACUUGUUGAAAAAUCCAUUUGGAUUUGAUAACAAAUUCUUCAAUCUUACUGAUGAGGACGCACGAGUUUUAGAUCCUCAGGUGAGAAAAUUCAUACAACACGCUUACCUUGCACUUGAAAACUCUGGAUAUGUUAAACAAAAACAUGAGCUUCGAUGUGGAGUGUUUGCUGGAGCCGAGCCAUCAGACUAUGGAAGAGCCGAUGACCAUGAUGAUGCAAUGAGAAAAUUGUUUGUGAUGAACAUGAAUAGUUAUCUGGCUAGUUAUGCAUCUUACUGUCUAGACUUGAAAGGUGAAGCUGUCUCAGUUUACAGUGCUUGCUCGACAGCACUUGUUGCAGUUGCAAAUGCAGUUAAAUCGAUUCAAAGCGGUUCUAUGGACUAUGCGUUGGUUGGAGCUGCAUCAAUUGCAGAAGUCUCCGGAGCUCUGAGUGGUUUUGAUGAUCAAAAGAAAACGAUGUUUUCAAAAUCUGGAGUUUGCCGACCAUUUGAUAAAGAUUCGGAAGGAAUUGUGAGAGGCUCUGGUGUUGGAUGUUUCGUUCUGAAAAGGUAUUCACAAGCAUUACUAGACAAUGACAACGUUCAUUUUGUGAUCAAAGAUUUUGCAAUAAAUAACGAUGGACAUUCUAGAGCUAGUUUCAUGGCACCAAACCCAGCUGGGCAGUUAAAAUGUAUGACUGAUGUUCUAGCCCGCUUCACAAACAAAGAAAAAGAAAGGAUUAGCUUUGUAGAAUGCCAUGCUACGGGCACAACACUCGGUGAUACAAUUGAGAUGAAUUCUCUUCGGACCGCUUAUUCGUUCAAAAACAAACUUGCAAUAGGAUCUUGUAAAGCUAACAUUGGGCAUGCUUAUGCCGCAUCAGGACUUGCUGCACUGGUCAAGUGUGCGAAGAUGUUGCAAACUGGAAUUAUCCCACCGCAAGUGAAUUUUUCAGAGUUCCGUGACGGUAUGGGUCAAUUUUUCACAGUAAACGGAAAAAAGUCUACCAUUUCACAAAACUCUCUGAUUUCAAUUGAUUCAUUUGGAAUUGGCGGAACAAAUGUGCACAUGGUAAUUGAAUUUCCUGCGAGAUCCCAAGAAGUUGUGAAAAUAUCAUCAGAAAAUCUCAUACUUUAUGAUAUGAUACCAAUUUCUGCAAAGACAGAGUAUUCCCUGGAUCAUACAAGUGAAGCAAUUAGCAAGUAUUUACAAACAGAUACUAACAAAAUUGCACAAUGUUCCUCAACGUUUAUUCACAGCCGGGUUCCAAUGGACAGUCGCACAUAUCUAUCUGUAAAUAAUAAUAAUGAGCUAUUAAAAAUAAGAACCAAUAAGAAAACUUGGUUCAAUGGGAAAUCUCCCAAAAUUGCAUUGUUCUUUGCACCGCAAGGAAUUCAAUUCACAAAUAUAUUACCGAAUGAAUAUUUGAAGAACUCAGCAUAUAGACGUGAAGUUGAAUACCUUUGCGAAUUGGCAAGUUCCUUCGGAAUACCGUCACUGGAGGGAAUAUUGUAUCCCACCAAAAAUUUUGACCAUUUGAUUCACGCAACUCAAUUUGCGCAAAUUGCGAUUUUCGUUCAAUGCAUGGCAAUUUUCAAGGCAAUCAAAAAUGUUUUUAAUCCAACGUGUUUAAUUGGGCACAGUGUUGGAGAAUAUGCUGCAGCAGUAAUUUCCGGAGCUUUGAAAACAGAGGAAGCAUUGAAACUUCUUAUCAAGCGAUCAGAACUGAUAGGUAAAACUGAGAAAGCUCGCAUGCUAAUGGUUUGGAAUUAUGAGAAGCAAUUGCCAAGUCAUGUACACGUAUCUGCAAUAAUUGACGCUAAUACAAAAUGUGUUGUUGGGCCAGUUGAAACGAUCGACAAUCUUGAAAAAUACUUUAUCAAUAAUCAUAUUAAAUAUCGAAACAUCGAGACCAAACACGGUUUUCAUUCAAAAAUGUUUCACUGUAUUUCGAAAGAAUUUGAGUUUUUCUGUGAAUCAUUUGCAACAAAAGUUCCUUUGAUCCCCAUGAUCUCGAGUAUUACUGGUUCAGAAAUCAAAAUUUUUGAUUCAAAAUAUUGCACCAUGCAUCUCACCAAUCCGGUGAAUCUGGAACUUGUCGUUGAUCACAUAAUGAAACUUGAUAUAGACAUUAUUGUGGAGGUUGGGCCUACUGGAGUUUUGUCAAAUCUUUUAGCAAAACGAAAUUCCAAGAUAGUUGUAGUUCCAACGUGUGGGACAAAGAAGCAUCCGAAGAUUUCACUAGGCGAGUGUAUUGGUCAGCUUUGGAGUAAUGGCGUGGACAUUCGAAAAUUGACACCAAAACUCGCCGUUGACGGACAAGUUCCAGGAUAUUGCUUCGAUGAGAGACAAUUUGGCGAGAAAAAUCAGAAGAUUUCACAAAAAUUAAAUAGAUUCAGUUAUUACAAAGAGAGCUGGAAGCCGGUGAGCAGUGAGCUUGAAGAGACUAAACCAGUUCGUUUUACAGUCUGCGAUGGAUCAUUAAAUGGCAUAUCUGAACCCGUUCUUGUGUAUCUGCUCAGAAAAUCCGAAGAUAUUCACAAAAAUUACUUCGAUGUAGAAUUAUUUUUGAAAUCAUCGCCGAGAUGUUCUACUGUAGUUUUUGUCGGAAUGGAUAAUUCCCCAAGCGUACAUUUAUCUCUGGGCCUGAUUCGGUGUUAUCAACUUGUUUCAAGAAUCGAUUUGAAAUAUGUGGAAAAUUUCGAAAACAUUGCCAUGUCCAUUGUGAUACAGAAGGUGUUAACAGCAAACGGUUUGUAUUUCCGUAUUGAUUCAACUGGUCUCUGUAAGCACGGGUUUCGCACAACUGAAAUUCCUUCCAGGUUACAUCCAGUUUCUCGUGGGCAUGCUUUGGUUUUUGGAGCCAAUGGUUUUAUUGGAUCAAUAGUUUUUCGAUUGCUACAGGAAAUGGGUAUGAAUGUUAUUCCGAUUUCUCGAGCUUCCAUUCCCUCUUGUGAUAUUACAAACAUUAAAGACGUCCAAAAUGUUUUUAAAUCGCUUGGUUUCAAGAAAUUUUCUGUAGUUAUAAACUGUGUUGGAGUUGAAACAUCUGCUAAAAUGAACAAAACCAGUUUGGAGCAGGAAAUUGUUUUAUCUCCAAAAACAUUUGGCAGCGUGAACAUUUUAAAAUGCUUAGAAGAAUUCUCUAUAGAAGUUGAUAAGUUGGUAAAUUUCUCAUCGUUGAGUUCGGUAGUUCCACUACUUGGAAAUUUUGAUUACGCAAGUGCAAAUUGUUUUGUCGAGGCUCUGACCAAGCAAGGCUCAAAAUACAUUAAACAAUUUUUGACUCUCUCGUUACCACCAUUAGAAGGAAGUCGGAUGUAUGAAAGUUCAACAAGCUCAACAAAACAUAAUCUAUCCCAAAUAUUGAUGUUUCAGGAAGAGCUGACAAAUGUGCUAAAAACUGCAUUUGAAAGUAAUAUGAACGGGAUAGUUUUUGUUUCAUCUGUAAACCCUGCAGAUAUUGCCACCAAAAGUAUAGCCUUCCACCGAACAGAUGAAAAUGGAAGUGAGGUGAAAGCAGUUGAAUCGCUGAAACUUCCAAAAUCAACAUCAUGUGAGUUUGUCAUCGCAGAAAUUUGGAAAGAAACGCUUGGCAUAUCGAUACUAAACGACGCCAAUCCGAAUUUCUUCUCCCUCGGUGGCGAUUCUUUGAGUGCACUUCAAGUUGUGUGGAAGGUUCAGAAAAAAACUGACAGAAUUGUGGAUGUUAAUGACCUUUUUGACAAUCCCACACUUCAAGAAUUCACAAAAUUUGUCAAAAACCUUACCACGGAGAAAUUUGCGGGAAACACUAAUGAUAAGAUCAGCUACGACGCGAUACCUUUGACUAAUUCCCAGACUCAGAUGUUCAUGUUGCGACAAAUCGACACAACUUCUAAAUAUAACUUGAUUUUCAAAAUAACAAUCAGUUACGAAACCAAAUUCGUUUGGGAAUUUUUGAAGUAUUCACUACAUUCCCUCAUUGCAUACCAGCCCAGCUAUCGAACCGUCUUUAAAAGUGGCAAUUCUCCCUAUCAAUACAUUUGCUCCCUAACGGAAAGUUUUCAUGACUUUGAUAAACGAUGCAAUUUGAACAAUGCAAUUUCUCACGAACCAAAUCACCUCUUCGAAAUUGGGAAAUCAACGCCAUUACGAGUACGAGUUGCGGAGGAUUGUGAUAACAGUCGAAUUCACAUCGUUUUCAAUCAACAUCAUAUUUUAACUGAUGGUUGGUCAAUGACUGUUCUUUCUGACACUGUUAGCAGUUUAUACGCUGCGUACAGAGGUGAGACUAGUUUCCCAUCUAAAACGAAGCAAACAAUUUCUCAAGUUGCAAUGGGUACAAAAUCAUCAGGUGACAUCAAAGAAGCUUUAGAAUACUAUCAAAACACAUACCAUACAAUAAUCCCAUACGAUAGUGAAACUGGAAACACUUCACCAAGUUAUGUUCGAAUCAGCAAACUGAUCCCAUCAAAAAUUUGGCAAAAACUAGUAGGAUUGUCUAAGCUUUACAAUACAACAAUGUAUAAUCUUGCAUUAUCAGUUUUCUGCGAUGCCGUCCGUUCCUUCACGGGCCAGGCUGAUAUAUUGCUGGCAUAUGCUAUUUCUGGAAGAAAUGCGGACAACUCCGAGCUUAUUGGAUAUUUCAUGAACAAUGCCCUUUUCAAGACCUCGUUACCUUUUGAGAUAUUACGCUUGGAAGAAAUUCUGAAUAUUGUAUUAAACUCAUUGGAAAAAAGUCGAUCGUUUGCUACGAUUCCAUUUUACCAAAUGGUUGAACAAAAUAGAAAAUUGAAUGAGAUAUCACUAUUUUUUAAUUUUCGUCAAAAACUUGACUACCCUACUGUCUCGAUGUUUGGCGCAAAAUGUGAAAUCGAACAUCUAUCUCUCAAUAAUGCGUUUGAUUUUUCAUUCACCAUCGAUGAAACUCCUACGGGCUCACUUAUUACUGUGGAUUUUGAUAAAUCGAAAUAUUUGGACACGACAGUUCACAUGUUUGCAAAUAUAUUUCUGAAGAAACUGAAUAAUUUAAGAAAUAUGAACACCACUAUACCAAUUCGAAGAACUGAUUUCCCUUCCACUCUUUUCCAAAAAGGCCUUUUUACCUCUUGGAGGUUAUUUACGGAACCUGCACUUUUGCUCUCUACAAACACCGUUUCGUAUUCUGACCUCGCGGAAAAAAUUGAAAACAUUUCGAAAGAUAUUCAAAAACAACUUCAAAUCGCCAAAGCAACAAGUGUUCGGGAAGAUGAGUUAGUCGGAUUGGAUUGCAAGAACUCCUAUUUUGCAUUACUUGCAUGUGUAUUUCUGGGGCUUCCGUAUGCUCCAAUUGAUCCGACGUGGCCUGAACCGCGGCAAUUAUUUGUCAAAUCAAAAGUUAGUUUUACACUUGAAAAUUGCUUCUCUUGUAAUUUGAAGCUAAGAAACUUUAAUUCAAGAACUCAAUUUGGAAGUAUUUACUCCAUAUUCACCAGUGGCUCAACAGGUGUCCCUAAAGGAGUUUUGAUGGCGGAACAGUCAGUUUCAUCAUUCAUGACAUCAGCCUCAAAACAAUGCAUGUUCCGAAGCAAUAUACGCGUUCUUGAUUCCGUGAAACAAGUGUUUGAUGUCAGCGUUUCAAACAUCAUUGGUUCAGUGCUCAAUGGUGGUGUUCUAAUUUCUUCGGAACACUCAACCACAAUAACUGACCAACUACAAAAGUGUCAAUACGCAUUUCUACCCGCCGCCGUGUUCAAUGGAUUUACCGACAAAACAAUGAGCAGACUUGAAAGUAUUGAAACAUUGACGAUCGGAGGGGAAACCGUAUCUGAUGUCGUUAUUGAAACUGCUAUGAAAAAAUUUCCGAGGCUAAGAACAAUUCAAAUCUAUGGACCCACAGAAACAUGUAUUUGGUCUCUCACAAAUAAGUGUAAAGUUUCUACUUUGAAUAUUGGUUCAGCACUCGGAGACUCACUGAGCAAUGAAACUUGCACAAUUUGUAAUAAUAGUGUUCGUGGUAAUGUUCAAGUGAAAGGCAUUUCACUCGCUCGUGGGUAUAUAACUUCAGCUCCACACGGAACACCGUUUUCAGAUAUUUAUUCUACUGGAGAUAUAGUAGAUUCUAAAUUGAAUAGUUUGCAAUACAUUGGAAGAAUGGAUAGUCAAGUGAAAUGUAAAGGCGUUCGCAUUAAUAUUUCUGAAAUUGAAAAAGAAUUGAUUUUAUGCUUGGGCUUGCUUCAAAUUGUCGUACUUUAUUCAAAUCAGAUGCUUAUUGCUUUUAUCGUUGAUCAGAAAUCGAAGCUUUUGCACGAUUCGCUUGUGAAAACUCUCAAAAAUCGGACACAAAUUCCUGAUUACUUCGUUCAAAUCAACAAGAUGCCACUGAAUUCAAGUGGGAAAGUUGACAAGUCACUUCUUUUGCAGGCGUUUGAAAACAUUAGAAAAUCAUACAAGCGAGAAAUUGUGGUCAUGAAGAAUUCUUUAGAAGAGAAGGUUAUCAAUGUCUUCUCGAAAAUCCUUGGAAGAAAUGUGGCGCCGACAGAUAAAUUUGAAAGUAUUGGUGGAAACUCCCUCAAUGCUAUUCAAAUUGCUCAUCGGUUGGCUGAAGAGCUCAAGAUUGAAAUAAAGGCUCAUGAAAUCCUGCAGUCAAAUAGUUUGAAAACUUUUUGCAACACUUUGAAAAAUUCAGUACAAAAGCCAAUUUCAAAAGUUCCAAACGUGAUAACUAAAUUGAGAGAGGUUCCAAAUUCCAAAUUUAAUAUUUACUUGGUACAUGCAAUUGGUGGAACAAUCUACCCGUAUUAUUCAUUCCUUCAAAUAUUCCCGAAAGACAUAUCCUUAUAUGGAAUUGAAUUUGAUCUGAAAUACCCGUCGAAUGACCUGCGUGAAUUGGCUCAUUUUUAUGCUGAAGAGAUUGCCGCACAUGCCGGAAACAAGAGAAUCUUCGUUAUGGGGCACUCGAUGGGUGGAAUAAUGAGUCGCGAAAUAGUGGCUGAGCUCAAAAUUUGGGGAUAUGACAUUCCCUUCGUAAUGCUCUUCGACUCUUGGGUGCUCAGAACAAACGAACUCGACAUUGAGAACAUAAAGCAAUUCAUCACAUACGUCUUCUCUGGACUACCGGAUAGUGAGCAUCGUAUUAAUAGAGCGAUCAAACUAGCCCAGCUUCUUCGAGAAUACAAAACCUCAGUCUCCGACACAAAAUUAUAUUUAUUCAAAAGCAAACAGCUUGGGGACGCCGCGUUCAAGAAAGCUGUUCGCUCUGAUUUGAACGAAGAACUUUCUCGAUCCAUGACAUGCAAUGGAUUUGAUGAACUGUCUCUGCAGCCAGUUGAAACUUAUUUGAUUGAUGGGGAUCACGAGUCAUGUCUUAAAGCUGAGAAUUUGAAGAAAGUGAAGGACUUAGUUCUUGCUCCGUUCCAGCCAUAUUUCGAGCAGGCUUAAUAAUAUAACGAAUUCUUUAUUUGAAUAAAAUGCAUCAUUC
This is a messenger RNA of Caenorhabditis elegans, 23299 nucleotides long. It is a transcript of the gene pks-1, whose product is annotated as Fatty acid synthase. Lineage: Eukaryota; Metazoa; Nematoda; Chromadorea; Rhabditida; Rhabditidae. The record is from RefSeq and is marked reviewed. Gene Ontology annotation, biological process: fatty acid biosynthetic process; monocarboxylic acid metabolic process. The coding region runs from base 1 to 23259 and encodes 7752 amino acids. The transcript is spliced from 30 exons. Gene Ontology annotation, molecular function: 3-oxoacyl-[acyl-carrier-protein] synthase activity; catalytic activity; transferase activity.